UCUGUUUAUCCCUUAGUUCGUCAUUCUCAGCUUCCAGAAAUGUUAGCUUUGGAUGAGGGUAUCCAUUUGAGUGACCUUGAGACCAGUUUGUCUUUAAGUGACUAAUUUAGGGCUCCUGAGGUUUCUUCUUUGCCGAGGCCUUUCAAGGCUCUCGAUAUAGUUUGUACACUUAAGGAUAAGGAUGUAAUUAGGAUUAGGGACAAAUUUUAGUUACCUUCUUAUGUACAUAUUAGGAUUCCCGCUAAGACGGAAAGGGCAUGCUCGUCCUUCCCUGAAGAAGUAUGCUUCUACGAGGCUGUCUUUUCUAGUGGGUUACAUUUCCCUAUUCAUCCAUUCAUUAGCAAGCUUAUGCUUUUUCUAAACAUAUCCCCUGCUUAACUCGUCCCUAACUUGUAGAGGACGGUUAUUUGUUGCAUGGUCUUAUGGCUCUCUGCCAAUGAUGACGAUAUUAUUUGAGUGGAUGAGUUUCUCCAUUUGUAUCAUCUGAGGCCGUCCACGCACCUUGGUUAUUGGGAGUUCAAGCCUUGGGAUGUGAAAUCUAGGCUGGUCUUUGAUUCUCCCUCUUCUCUCUGUAAGUGGAAAAAGAGCUUUUUCUUUGUUUCUGGUACGUCUUUUUCUUUUCUUUUCCUCUUUAUUUUUUUACUGAUAAGUAUUGAUCUUCUUUGUUUCACAUGGCAAUGAAUACACGACCCCAUUUGAAGAAGCGGUAUCGUGGUUGUUUGGAGAAGGUUAGGGAAUUUGUUAACGGUGUAGCUUAUUUCGAUGAGCUGAUAUCUCCUAAUUCCCUUUGUUUGCACUUCCUUGGUCCUAAGCCAUCUACACAUGUGUUGAAACGUCUAGAGACAAACAAGAAGAGUAAGCUUACUUCUCAUUUAUGACAUUUCCUCUUGUAUGUUGACUUGUCUUUUCCUUGUAGAAAUGGCUACUCGCUUUAGCAAGAAGUAGCUGGCUGAGAUGAAGGAGAAGAUGGUCAAAAGUAUUCCUGAGGAGGGAGGAUUCAUUUCAAAGAGACAUCGUCUUGAAAAAAAGGUGAAGGACGAGGUUAUUAAGAAUCCUGAGGGGGGGUACUACAACCUGCUAUCCCUUUGUCUCCUCAUCCACACUCCCCUUCAUCGUCUCUCGAGGUUCUUCCUUCUGGUGGUGGAUUAAAGAGGAAGUUAGUUAGGGAUUUUUGGGCAGAUGCAAAUUUUUUCUGUGGGCAAAGCUCAUGAGGUCAUCUCUAUUGAAGACCUGACGCCCUUGACGUCUAAACCUUCUAACAAACUAAUGUCUUCCCACAUUCAUAGAGUUAUGCAGGUGCUUGGGGAAUCUCUAUACCUUUCUAGGAAGUACUUGGAUUAUAAGGAGAAGUAUGUCUUGGCACAGUCAAAGGUGGAGUCUGUUUCCUUCAAGAAUGCCUCUCUGGCGGAGCAAGUGACAAAGCUUACUGCUGAUCUGGUUAAGGCUCAGGAUUGUCUAUCUGUGCUAGAGAAGGAUUUGAAGACAGAGAAGACCUUUUGUGCUCUCAAGGAUAAGCAGUUGGAGGCGGCUCUUGGCAAGAUUGAGGAAGCUCAAACCCAAGCUAUGACAAAUUUUAAGAAUUCAGAUGAGUAUGAUGACAAGUUGUGUGCUCUUUACGUGGAAGGCUUUGAUCUCGUCCGUUUUUCACAUCACCUUGAGAUUGAUUUGUCCACCUUGGACAUUGAAAAGUUUGAAAUAGAAAUUGUUGCUGACCAGGCUGUGACGGCUCAAACAAAUGAUGUGGUUGAUAAAGAGGCCGAGGCUCCUAUUGACAACCCUGUUGGCCCUGUUAAUCCUGUUGACUUUGUUCAACAUACUUUUUCUUGAUAUGUAAGUGGGCCCUUAUGUUUUGGGGCAACGUUAUAAACACUUGGUUUAUUUUUGGGCCCGCAUGUUUUGGGCAAAGAACAAUGCUUUAGUAUUGCUUGUUUUUUUUUUUUUACAUUGUGUGUGAACAAUUCUUUCUUUAUAUCAAAUGUGCUUGUCAUCAUAUAUUUGAUGAUA
This is a messenger RNA of Quercus robur (English oak), 2004 nucleotides long. RefSeq lists its product as uncharacterized. The record is from RefSeq and is a predicted model, not a curated record. NCBI's taxonomy places the organism in Eukaryota, Viridiplantae, Streptophyta, Magnoliopsida, Fagales, Fagaceae. The transcript has 2 exons. The coding region runs from base 1180 to 1827 and encodes 215 amino acids.